GGUGAGGUACCUGGGCUUCUGAAGGGCGGGCGGAUAGGUCUUAACCGCCGCCGCUAGCGACUCUCCUGCGACGAGGCCCAGGAGCAAGAAGCAGGUGGAGCGUUCAAUGCCUGCAGCAUUGAUCGGCUCUUUCUGCCAUCUCGGACUUCGCCUUUCUCACCUCUUUGCGGUUUAAGUUACCUUUGGGUUUGGAGACCUUGGGGCCUGAGGCUCACCCUCGAGGCCACCCUCCCCCCUCCAUCCCGUUCCCUCUCAUCCUCCAUCUUUCAUUUGCAUCACUGAAUCAUCGCCUUUGUGCUAGCCACCUGAGCCGUGCCUGGAGGCCAGGUUCCAGGCUGCAAAGGUAACUGGGGAAAGCAGCCCCCCAGUGGACAAAGACGAAGGCAAGGCAAGAAUAGAGCUGGCCUGAAAGUCGCAGUCGAUGGGAAUAGGCGAUUAAGUGGGUGAACGUCGAAAAAAAAGAAAAAAAACAGUACUGCGGAUUUAGAAGGACUGGAAAGGACUUGUUGCACAAUGGAAGAAUCUGACUCUGAGAAAAAGAUGGAGAAAGAGACUAUGGGGCCGAGAAUGGAUCCUCCCAUAGGGGAACCAGAAGGAUCGCUAGGGUGGGUGCUACCAAAUACAGCUAUGAAGAAAAAGGUGCUGUUGAUGGGCAAAAGUGGGUCUGGUAAGACCAGCAUGAGGUCUAUUAUCUUUGCAAAUUAUAUUGCCAGAGACACUCGUCGCCUUGGUGCAACAAUACUAGACCGUUUACAUAGUCUUCAAAUUAAUAGCAGUUUGAGCACCUACUCUCUCGUAGACUCUGUUGGAAAUACAAAGACAUUUGAUGUAGAACAUUCUCAUGUUCGAUUUCUGGGAAACCUGGUAUUGAACCUGUGGGACUGUGGUGGACAGGACACCUUCAUGGAGAAUUAUUUCACUAGCCAACGGGAUAAUAUCUUCCGAAAUGUGGAGGUUCUGAUUUAUGUCUUUGAUGUGGAGAGCCGGGAACUGGAAAAGGAUAUGCAUUAUUACCAGUCAUGCCUAGAGGCCAUUCUGCAGAACUCUCCAGAUGCCAAAAUCUUUUGUUUGGUGCACAAAAUGGACCUGGUACAGGAGGAUCAACGGGACCUGAUUUUUAAAGAGAGAGAAGAAGAUCUGAGGCGUUUGUCUCGCCCAUUGGAAUGUUCUUGUUUCCGAACAUCUAUCUGGGAUGAAACGCUCUAUAAGGCUUGGUCCAGCAUUGUUUAUCAGCUAAUUCCCAACGUUCAGCAGCUGGAAAUGAACCUAAGGAAUUUUGCUGAAAUUAUUGAGGCUGAUGAAGUUCUUCUAUUUGAGAGAGCUACUUUUCUGGUGAUUUCUCAUUAUCAGUGUAAAGAACAGCGUGAUGCCCACAGAUUUGAGAAAAUCAGCAACAUUAUUAAGCAAUUUAAGCUAAGCUGCAGCAAGCUGGCUGCCUCUUUCCAGAGCAUGGAAGUCAGGAACUCUAACUUUGCUGCUUUUAUUGACAUCUUUACAUCCAACACUUAUGUGAUGGUUGUGAUGUCUGAUCCAUCCAUUCCUUCUGCAGCUACUCUGAUCAACAUCCGCAAUGCCAGGAAACACUUCGAAAAGCUGGAAAGAGUGGAUGGACCUAAACAGUGUCUUCUUAUGCGCUAACAGCCAAAUGUGUCAGAAAAUAAAUUGAAAUACUGUUUCUUAAUUAAUCUUAAUGUAUUCAUAUAUGUAGGCUCUGAAAUAUUGUGAUGCGACCACUUCUGUACUCCUUCCCUACUUUCCAGUUUAUCUUGAAUGCUAUUUAUUCAAAUAGCCAGUGAAGAGUUAAAAGAUAAGCUGUUCAUGAAGUUGGGAUGACAUAAAGUAGGUGCUUGUAUGUGUUCUGAUAGCAGGUUCUUCUACUAGUGUAGGUCUUCUGAUAACAUGGUCCUAAUAGUUGUGUUUGUCAAAGCCUUUCCCAACCUUGUGUUGUAUUCCUUAUGAGAUAGUAAUCUAUGUUUGGAAUAUACUGUUUUCUCAGCAUGCAUUAAAAUUAUUCUUCAACUGAAAAUAAACUUGCUGUUAGGAAUUUAAGUGUCUAUUUUAGGAAUUUAAGUGUCUAUUUUCCCCCUUUGUUUCUUUAACUUUUCCCUAAAAGUAAAUUAAUUUCUCAAUUAUCUUAGGGAAGGGUGAUAUGUUGGUUGAAAUAUAGCACAAAAUAAAGUUGAAUGGAAAGGGUAGAGCCAGAUUAUAAUCUUAAAUAUAGCAGAAAAGUUUAGAUAGGACAUGAUAGGAAGUAGGAAACAAUUGUAAGAUUCAGAGGUGGAGAACUAUGUGAAAGGAAUUUGAAAUAAAGUUAACUUAGUUUUUAUGGACUGAUGGAUAGCAGUUGGGGAAACUGUAUACAGACUUGAGGUAUGUUAAGAGUGUUAUAGGAUAUAACGAGAAGGAAUGAAUUUUCAAUAGAAGGAAAAUAGAGUUUAUGGUACAGAGUCUUCUUUUUUGAGUCAAGAAUGGCUAAUUUUAUCUAUUUCACUCAUAAUACCAAGUGGGGUGCGCCUUCAUUACGUUAAUCAAGUAGUGUUAAAAUAUUUUUCAAGUUAGAGUCCUAUAUGACUUCAUCACCUAAGGAAAAGAUGAAGCAUUGUGAACUGGGAGAAAAGGAGCUUGACAGCACUAAAGUUACUCAAAGACCUUUUUCAAUUUACAUAAGUAGUUAACACAACACAAGAGCAUGUAGGGAAUCUGUAGCACAAUAGACUUAUCUCACUUUCCUGGUCUUAUUUAAUGAAGACACUCCAUCCAGACCACAAGAACUUUAUCUUUAUCCAUCUUGGCUUUGUAUAUUCUUUGAGAUAAUACUGGUUUACAAGCAAUGUACAAUUUUUAGGAGAAUAGGUUCACAUCUUCUCAGAAGGAUGUUAUCAUACCACUCCCAAUAUCAAGUCACCCAUACUCUUUUAUCCCAGACCAUUGGGACCUCUCCCUACUUCACUCCCACCCCAACUGCCCCUCACUAUCUUGUAGCCUCAACUGGCAAUCAUUCUUCCUUCCAGUGAUGUUUUGGUAUAGUUUCAUCAGUUCCUUUGUUAUUUUCCUCUAUAUGUUAUUUUCCUCCAUAUUCUCAUUAUGAGUAAAAUCAUGUAGGAUUUGCAUUCCUCCUGACUUAUUUCACUUAGCAUAAUACACUACAGUUCUAUCUGUAUUGUCACAAAUGACAAGAGCGCAUACCAUGUGAUACAGCAACUCCUUUCUCCAUAUUAUUAUCUCUGGUUGAGAGCAUUUUCACUGAACAGAAAAGAACAUUUUGUCUUUUAGGUAGUCUACAUUAUUUAGGUAAAAAAAAUGUCAAGUUUUAACCACUUGGGACUAGUUUUAUCAGCAGUUAUAUUAACCUACAGCAGAGGAGUGUUUUUUUGUUUUGUUUUGUUCUGUUCUCAGUGGAUGUUUCAGAUUCUUACCCUGUUAUCAGCCAGAAAAAAAUUUAAAGAGUAACUGAACCAGGAGCCUGUUGUGUGACUGAUAUGAAUCAUGCUUUGAAAUGUUCCUAUCAUCCUCAGUAUCUGAGGUUGAAUUUGAGAGAACUACCUAAAACUGUGCUUUUAUUUUAAGAUGUAGAUAAAUGUAGUCAUUAAAUUAGAUAAGCAUGAGAAAAUAAUUUGCCCUUGGUUAAACCUUUGCUCAGAUUAUAGUGAUUGGAUUUAGAGAACUAUAACAGAAUGAAAUAUUAGAAAAUAAAGGUUAUGCUUUGAUUUAAUCUUUUU
This is a messenger RNA of Condylura cristata (star-nosed mole), 3719 nucleotides long. RefSeq names its product Ras-related GTP binding B (gene RRAGB). The transcript is spliced from 11 exons. Gene Ontology annotation, molecular function: GTPase activity; GTP binding. Gene Ontology annotation, cellular component: Gtr1-Gtr2 GTPase complex; nucleus; lysosome. Bases 514 to 1638 code for a protein of 374 amino acids. Gene Ontology annotation, biological process: cellular response to amino acid stimulus; cellular response to starvation; positive regulation of TOR signaling. NCBI's taxonomy places the organism in Eukaryota, Metazoa, Chordata, Mammalia, Eulipotyphla, Talpidae. The record is from RefSeq and is a predicted model, not a curated record.